AUGAAAUGUCAGAUCUCGAAAACUUAUAAUAAAAUUUCAGAUGUUUUCUCUCGAACUCAAAUUAAGCAUGCAGUUGAGGGAUUGAACAGCUAUCAACAACGGAUUAAAUUAAUUGACGAUGUAAUUGACAGAAGAGAAUAAAUUGCGAAAUCUGAGGAUGUUGCAAAAUUGUAAAAAUACGCACACAUCUUUAAAAAAAUGCUAUACAAAUACAAAAAGAAGAAAAGUGAUCAAGAACAGUAAUAAAAACAAUAGAGAUUGGAAAUGGUUAUGCAAUUGCUCGGUGGAGAAAAGAAUAAAAAACCAGAAAUCAAGAAGGAGUGUAAGACUGUUCUCAGGUAUUGCUAAAUUGGAAACAAGCAUCAUCAUACUAUUAAUAGGAGUGUUGCUACACAGUCUACAAAGGCUGAUGACACAAGAAUACAGGAGAAUUAAUUGCCUAAGUCUAGAAAAGUAUCCAGGUUCUUUACUGAGAAGGAUCCUAUGCAAGCAGAAUCUUAAAUAAAGAGGGAAGUUUUUGUAUUCCUGGAGAAAAAUAAGGAACUCAAUUACUUAUAGAAGGAGAGGUUCUUGAGACUCACAGACGAUAAUAAAAAAUUUCAAUAUUUAGAAAAUUAAAUCAAACAACAAUUAAAACAAUAAGAAUAUCACUAACAACAGUCAGCAGUUAAAUAACAUUAUAAGGUUUAAAAUUUAUUCCAAAAAAACUAUUUCAAAGGGGCUUCAAUCAAAAUAAUGAAAUCAUAAAAAACAUAGCCUUUGUUGUUAGAAUCAGACUAUUGCAAUACAGAAAGAUAGAGACUUUAGGAGCAAGAAUCUUUUGUUUCUUAUACAGAGUUAAAGCUCAAUCAAUUGUAUACUGAUUCAAUUGAUGCACAGAAAUCUUUAAGAUCAAAAAAUCAAUCUUGUCCAAGUACUCUGCUCUAAAAAUACCUGAUUAACACCAAUGCUGAUAUUAUUGAUGUUUCUAAUUAAAAACUAUUUUAAACAAAAAAAUAACAAAAAUGA
This is a messenger RNA of Paramecium tetraurelia, 1008 nucleotides long. RefSeq lists its product as uncharacterized. Lineage: Eukaryota; Ciliophora; Oligohymenophorea; Peniculida; Parameciidae. The transcript has 2 exons. The record is from RefSeq and is a predicted model, not a curated record.